This is a messenger RNA of Colossoma macropomum (tambaqui), 518 nucleotides long. RefSeq names its product EF-hand calcium-binding domain-containing protein 10 (gene efcab10). NCBI's taxonomy places the organism in Eukaryota, Metazoa, Chordata, Actinopteri, Characiformes, Serrasalmidae. The transcript has 4 exons. The record is from RefSeq and is a predicted model, not a curated record. Bases 14 to 415 code for a protein of 133 amino acids.
UCCGGGCUACAAGAUGUCAACACCUCGGGAAGAGGAGGCUGCAGAGUACCUCAAAAAUCACAAAAUUGUAGAAUUAAUGAAUAAUUUAACUAGUAUGCUGUUCUUUUACAGACCAGAACGUCCAAGGGAAUUUCUGAUAUCCCACCUUGAACAAAUGAAAGCUUCCAGGGAUCGCGCCGUUGACAGUCCUUGUCUCUUUGAUAAUUCCAACUUGGACGCAGUUGUUGGGAUUCUGGAUCCAGCAAAUCAAGGGCACAUCACUUACGCUCAGUACAAAGAGGCACUGAUGACACUUGGUAUCAAGAAUUUCAACGAGUGUCCCGAGGGUCUUGAAAGCAACAGGAUUUCACAUGAAACAUUCAAAAGAGAAGCGAAGGAGGGCCUUGUCAGAAGUGCAGCAACAUUCCAGACAUAAAUAUUUGUCCCUUACUUACGUAGAUAUAAUACCUUGGUCCUGUGUAGCAGAAAUAAGAUUAUUAACAUGUAAUUGUUUUGAAAUAAAUGUGUUAUCUUCCAUG